AUGUCAGUUUACUCUGUCUCAAACUUGAAUAGCUCCAGAUUUGCUCUCACUGGUUUUCCUGGCCUAGAAAUUUACUAUGUCUGGUUCUCCAUCCCUUUCUCCCUCAUCUAUGCCAUGGUGUUCCUGGGAAACUGCAUGGUGCUCCAUGUAGUCAGAACUGAGCCAAGUCUGCACCAGCCCAUGUUCUACUUCCUGACCAUGUUGGCUGUCACUGACCUGUGCAUGGGGCUAUCCACUGUACACACAGUGCUGGGCAUCCUGUGGGGUUUCACUGAAGACAUCAGCCUUGAUGCCUGCAUAGCUCAGUCCUAUUUUAUUCAUGGUCUGUCCUUCAUGGAGUCCUCUGUCCUGCUCUCCAUGGCGUUUGACCGCUACGUUGCCAUUUGUAACCCACUAAGCUAUUCCUCCAUCUUAACAAAUGACAAAAUCAUGAAAAUUGGGGUAGCAAUCUUAUGUAGGAGUUCUUUGCUCAUUCCUCCUGUCAUCAUCAAGCUGAAAUUCUUAGAUUACUGCCGUCCUCAUUUCCUCUCUCACUCUUUCUGCCUGCACCAAGACUUGAUUAGAAUGGCCUGUUCAGACAUUCGCUUCAACAGCAUCUACGCUCUGGUUCUGGUGAUCUGCACACUCUCGUUGGAUGUGGUGCUCAUACUUACAUCCUACACCAUGAUCUUGCACACAGUUUUAGUCAUUGCAUCCCGGGAGGAGAGAAUCAAAUCCUUGCAGACUUGUGUAUCUCACAUCUGUGCUGUUUUGGUUUUCUACAUUCCAAUCAUUGGUCUGACUAUGGUACAUCGGUUUGGGAAACACCUCUCACCAAUGGUUCAUGUCCUCAUGGGCAAUAUCUAUAUCCUUUUCCCCCCCUUGAUGAAUCCCAUUAUUUAUAGUAUCAAGACCCAGCAGAUUCGACUGAGAAUGCAGAGAUUGCUCUACUUGAAAAGAGCCUAA
Castor canadensis (American beaver) is the source of this 945-nucleotide messenger RNA. Its product is annotated as olfactory receptor 51V1-like. Gene Ontology annotation, cellular component: plasma membrane. Gene Ontology annotation, biological process: G protein-coupled receptor signaling pathway. Gene Ontology annotation, molecular function: olfactory receptor activity; G protein-coupled receptor activity. NCBI's taxonomy places the organism in Eukaryota, Metazoa, Chordata, Mammalia, Rodentia, Castoridae. The record is from RefSeq and is a predicted model, not a curated record.